AUGGCACGGGAAGAGAAGCCGGCCUUCGAUUUGGGCUUAGGCCUCGAGCGGACUCAUGUGAUGGUCACAGGUGCUGCUGGACAGAUAGGGCAAGUCAUUACUGAGGCUUUUCUUGCCGCGGGAGCGAGUGUCACUGCGGUCGAUAUCAAAGAGAGUCGGUCGAGACGGAAGGACAAAUUUAUGCCAGUGCAAGUAGACAUCUCCGAUGAGCAAGACGUCGCUGCUGCUUUCGAGAAAGCGCGGGUAGUUUUCGGAGGGAUUGACUGCUUGGUACAUGCGGCGGGCAAGGAUCUCUCCUUUCUCGAGCAACAUGCUUCGAAUGCUGAAAUGCCGGCUACCCAGUUCCGCGAAACCUUGAGAGUCAACGUUGAAGGCGCCUUCCUAGUUUGCCGAGAAUGGCUCAGAGGACUCCCAGAUUGUCACAAAAGCAUGCGAAACAGAUCUCUGAUCGUCUUUGGUAGCGAGGCAGGGAUAUGGGGCGUGAACAAUGUCGACUAUGCCACCUCCAAAGCCGCUCUUCACGGAUUGGUACAAUCCUUUGCAGCCGACCCUAUGACUAUCAAACAGGGAGCCCGUGUCAACCUCAUCGCGCCUGGAGUGGUCGAUACACCUCAGUUCCGGAAGGAAGUGGAAGAAGACCCUGACGACAAAUGGAAACAACUUUCGACAGUAAUUCAAGCAGAAGCAGUGCCAAUACAGGCAGUGGCGAGGACUUGUCUGUUUCUUGCGAGCGACAACUUCUCAGGCUCGAUCACUGCGCAGACCAUCAGGGUAGAUGGUGGGAGAAGUGGUCGACUUUUCUACCCUGACAGGGCUAGUAUAGUAUAG
Cyphellophora attinorum is the source of this 828-nucleotide messenger RNA. Its product is annotated as Bacilysin biosynthesis oxido BacC. Lineage: Eukaryota; Fungi; Ascomycota; Eurotiomycetes; Chaetothyriales; Cyphellophoraceae. The coding region runs from base 1 to 828 and encodes 275 amino acids. The transcript is spliced from 2 exons. The record is from RefSeq and is a predicted model, not a curated record.